UUUUAGUAGAGAUGGGGUUUCACCAUGUUGACCAGGAUGGUCUCAAUCUCUUGACCUCGUGAUCCACCCGCCUCGGCCUCCCAAAGUGCUGGGAUUACAGCGUGAGCCACCACGCCCGACCGGGGUGAUGAGUUUUCAUUCAGCAAGUGUUUACUGGCUACCUACAUAUGUUGUACCAAGCCCUUUGCUGGACACCGGGGAUUCCAAGAAAGUGGCACAAUCGCUGGCCUCGCUGUGAAGCCAGUGGAGAGCAUUAAGGAGCACUGACUGGAACCGGGGGAGUGUUAGGGCACAGGACACAUCUGCUGGGGAAGCCCAGCGGGCGGCAGUUAACUUGAGGUUGGGGAGAGGAAGCUUCACAGGAGAGGCACCUUGAGGAUGAAGUUGGCCAGACAGAGAAAGGGGCAGGACAAUCCAGGCCAAGGCAAGACCUGUGCACAAGCCUGGUGGCAUGGAGAGCUGAGUGUGUUAGAGCAGAGAGGGGAAGGAGGUGGCUGUGGCCUCUGACCUCACAAUACCCAGGGCCCACUGGGCCAGCCUUGCAGACUCUGCACCCUCCUUCAGCCUGGGCAAGGCCCAGGGCCCUGGGCAGCCUCUAGGUGCAGUACCCUCCCACGGACCACACCCUUCCUGCCGCCCCGGGGCAUGUCUCUCCUCACCAAUUAUGAGGGGCUUCGGCAUCAGAUAGAGAGGCUGGUACGGGAAAACGAGGAACUGAAGAAGCUGGUGCUGCUCAUUCGGGAGAAUCACGAGCUCAAGUCCGCAAUCAAGACUCAGGCGGGUGGGCUCGGCAUCGGCGCAUUCAUGAGUGGGCUUGGUGAGGCAGCAGCAGGACUUCCCUCACGCCAGAGCAAUGGUGUCUUCCUGCCCCCGUCCCCAGCAGUGGCAAACGAACCAGUCCUGGAAGAAGUGGGGAUCACGGCCUUGGCACCCCUAGCCCAGAUGCUAACCAGCUCGCAGCCCAGCACCACGCUGGGCUCAUUCAUGAGCCCUCUGACAGGCCCCCUCAGCACGCUGCUGUCCGGCCCAGCACCCACGUCACAGAGCAGCCCCCUCACCGGUUUCCUGACCAGUCCUGUGGCGGGGCCCCACAUGGGUACAAUGGCCAGCUCCCUAGGCCUGCCCUCCACUGGCCCCCUGACUUCCAGCAGCCCCCUUGCAGGCCCUGUGGCCAUGUCCCAGAACAGCCCCCUGAUAGCCCCUGUGACGGGCACAGUGGCUGUCUCUCUGAGCAGCCCCCUGCUCAGCUCCACUGCUGCCCCACUAGGGGUCUCUCAGAACCUGCUGGCCAACCCCAUGAGCAACCUGGUGCUGCCAGAGGCCCCAAGGCUGCAGCUGGCUGAGCCGCCCCGCGGAGGCUCCUCUGGGCCCCACUCCCCAGCUUGCAUGGUGUCUGCAGCCACCACCAAAGUCCCUCUCUCCACCGAGGCCCCCCAGUCAACCCAGGACCCAGAGCCUCUCAGCAUGCCAUUUGCAGGUGCACCCCUGCAGGCCUCCACCCCCAUCGGAGCCAUAGGCACACCUGCUCCCUCGACGGCCUUCUCCUUCAACACUUCGGAUGCAGGGGCCCAGCCCGGUGCCGCCCAGGAACAAGUGGUCCCUGUGUCCGUCCCCACCUCCCCCACCACCUCCCCCACGGUCACUGUCCUUGCCUCUGCCCCCGCCCUCUCCCCCCAGGUUGCCACCAGCCACACCCCCUCAAGCACCACCCACAUCGCCCAGGGUGCCCCCCAUCCCCCCUCCCGAAUGCAUCAUUCCCCCACCGGGAACCUGCCUGCCCCCCACUCUCCUCCACACAAUGCCCACUCCCCACCUCGCACCUCAUCCUCCCCGGCUUCAGUCAAUGACUCUCGGGGUCCACGCACCAUGGAGCCGUCAAGGAAGAGCAUGAUGGAGGUGGGGCGGAAGCUGGCCCACCGCAAGACGAGCAAGUUCCCUGAGAGCCCCCGAGUGUCAAAGCAGCUGUCCUGGGAGCGGCUGGUGGGUGAGAUCGCCUUCCAGCUGGACCGCAGGAUCCUGUCCAGCAUCUUCCCAGAGCGCGUGCGACUCUAUGGCUUCACCGUCUCAAACAUCCCAGAGAAGAUCAUCCAGGCCUCCCUGAACCCCAAUGACCACAAGCUGGAUGAGGGGCUGUGCCAGACACUCACACAGCGCUAUGUGAGCAUCAUGAACAGGCUGCAGAGCCUGGGUUACAACGGGCGGGUGCACCCUGCGCUGACUGAGCAGCUGGUGAAUGCCUAUGGCAUCCUGCGAGAGCGCCAGGAGCUGGCGGCAUCCGAGGGCAGCUCCUACACCGUGGACUUCCUGCAGCGUGUACUCGUGGAGACCGUGCACCCCAGCAUGCUCACCGAUGCAUUGCUGCUGCUCUCCUGCCUCAACCAGCUGGCACAUGACGACGGCAAGCCCAUGUUCAUCUGGUGACGCUGGAGCUGAGCGGUUCAGGCUCGCUCAGCCCACACCCCUGUUGGCCAUUAAAGCUUCUACCAACGCUGGCUGCUGGGCCUGUGCCAGCACCCCUGAGUGGUGCUGCCUCCUCUGUGGUGGCUCACCAGGCCCCUGCACUGUGACCCUUCA
Callithrix jacchus (white-tufted-ear marmoset) is the source of this 2574-nucleotide messenger RNA. RefSeq names its product spermatogenesis and centriole associated 1 (gene SPATC1). NCBI's taxonomy places the organism in Eukaryota, Metazoa, Chordata, Mammalia, Primates, Cebidae. Gene Ontology annotation, cellular component: centrosome. The record is from RefSeq and is a predicted model, not a curated record.